ACCCAAAGCUUGUAGAAAACAACUACUAACAACGAUCUGAUGCGAAUGUAAUCUGAUAGAAUUUGUAAGCAAAAAAUGGCAGACGAUAAUUCCAGUGAAGAAUUGAGUAAAAACGUUCGCAGGGCAGUCGGAGUCAAGUUAAGUAAUGGUAAAAACAAGAAAUUUUUUAAGUUGCUUUAUUGCGCAUCUAUAGACUCUGGUGACCCUGAUGUAGAAAGGUUCCAUCUUCAUUGCGACUCAAAAGCGCCGACAUUGACAAUUUUGCACGGAAAACACAACGCUGUAUUUGGCGGCUACACAAGCAUACUCUGGAGUUCUUCUAAACAUCAUGUUAAGAAAGAUACACAGGCCUUUCUAUUUUACAUGAACGAUAAUGAAGGGGCUAUAUGCAAGUUUUUUCCUGUGAAGGACAAUAAAACUGACAUAGCCAUUACAUGUGAUGCAAACUUCGGUCCAACCUUCGGGGCAAAAUCACUUACGAAUAAUUACGAUCUCCAGGUUUUCAAGAAAGAUUCUAAACCUGAAUCAAAACGAAAAGAAAAGUUCCUUCAAUUAAAUGGUGUGUUUGAUAUCGGCAAUGCUUAUAAUACGAACGAUGAUGACGGCGGAAAAGUAAAGAGCAAUGACAUCAAUUCGGGAAAGUUAAUAGUGAAGAAGAUUGAAGUGUUCCAUGUUUUAGAUGACGAGUAUCCUAAACCGUGGAGAACACAACUUGAGGAUGAACAUGCUACAAACAUGAAAGAAGAACUUGUAGUGAAGGAACCUAUACCCGGUUUAGGCAUCAAAAAAUACAACAUGCUUCUGAUUGGGACAAUUGGUGUGGGAAAGUCUAGUUUUUACAACACCCUUGCGACGGUUUUCGCAGAUAGAGUAAAGACACAUGCUCCUGCAAGAGAGUCGGUAGCAAGUGUCACAAAUGAGGUUAAAGCAUACACGAUUGCGACUGAAAGAGGUGAGGAACUAUGUGUACGAAUAAUUGAUAUCAGGGGAUUUCAAUCACAGAGAGGAUACGAGCAUGAACUUGCUCUAAUUCUAAAUGGACAAUUACGUAUCGGCUAUAAA
Messenger RNA from Mercenaria mercenaria, 1062 nucleotides. RefSeq lists its product as uncharacterized. The record is from RefSeq and is a predicted model, not a curated record. The annotation marks the transcript as partial. The transcript has 4 exons. NCBI's taxonomy places the organism in Eukaryota, Metazoa, Mollusca, Bivalvia, Venerida, Veneridae.